Durio zibethinus is the source of this 1279-nucleotide messenger RNA. RefSeq names its product pentatricopeptide repeat-containing protein At4g21190-like. Gene Ontology annotation, molecular function: protein binding. Lineage: Eukaryota; Viridiplantae; Streptophyta; Magnoliopsida; Malvales; Malvaceae. The record is from RefSeq and is a predicted model, not a curated record.
GUUGUUGCUUGGAUAAUUAGGAAAUCAGAAGAAAAAAAUCUUCUGUUUACGACAUUGACACACUCUCUCGGGUCUCAAACAUUGAAAUUUGUUGUCUCAACCCUCAAACUCGCUAACCGGAUGCUUCGCUGUAGAUAUGCUCUGCCAAUUAUUACUAAAAGAUUGGAAUCAGUGAAAAUUACCCAGAGCCCAAGGAAUACCGUGGUAUGCGCUGCAAAAGGUCCAAGACCUCGGUAUCCUCGGGUAUGGAAAUCAAGGAAGAGAAUUGGGACUGUCUCAAAAUCAGCAAAACUUGUUACUUGUGUAAUGGAACUGUCAAAUGUCAAGGAGGAAGUUUACGGGGCUCUCGACUCGUUCAUUGCAUGGGAACUAGAGUUCCCUCUAAUUACAGUGAAGAAAGCAUUGAAGAUCCUUCAGAAUGAACAAGAAUGGAAGAGAAUAAUUCAGGUGAUAAAGUGGAUGUUAAGCAAAGGUCAAGGAAGAACGAUGGGAACCUAUUUCACCUUACUGAAUGCUUUAGCAGAGGAUGGGAGACUUGAUGAGGCUGAAGACCUGUGGGGAAAACUAUUUUCUGAUAAUUUAGAAAGCACACCGCGUAUUUUCUUUGAUAAAAUGAUUUCGAUUUACCAUCACAGGGGCAUGCAUGAGAAGAUGUUUGAGGUAUUUGCUGACAUGGAAGAGCUUGGUGUCAAACCAAGUGUAUCAGUUGUUUCAAUGGUUGGAAAUGUCUUCCUACAAUUGGGCAUGUUGGACAAGUAUGACAAGUUAAAAAAGAAAUAUCCACCACCAAAAUGGGAAUAUAGAUACAUCAAAGGAAAGUGUGUCAAAAUUCAAGUAAAGCAGCUACAGGAAUUUGAUAAAAUUGUCAAAGGUGUCACUGAGGACAAGGAAACUGAAAAGAAUUUGAGUUUAUUGGACGAGGAAGCUGACGCAAGUUCAAAUGCAUUUGCUACUGAAGCUAACAUAACUUCUUGAUUGAUCAAAUAGUCUUACAUCCAGCACAGCCGUUGGCCUUCAUAGUGAAAUGCAAUAUAUUCGAUCUCAGGAGCAAGUUAAGGAAGGUUGUAUGACAAGAAUGAACAAUCCUUUCUUAUGUCAUGUUAUGUUAUUUUGUAUCAGCACGAUCCUUAUCGGGACUAGGUUAGGUCUGGGAUUCAUGUAAACUAAGCAAGUUGUGGGAUCGUAAGAAUUUUUUUUUUUUUUUUGGGCAUCUGGACAAAUUAAAAUAUUUGACAAAUUGAAGAUUGAAUAUAUGAUACAAAGGUUGUAACCUUGCUUU